This is a messenger RNA of Symbiodinium natans, 861 nucleotides long. The record is from the annotation of a GenBank genome assembly. Lineage: Eukaryota; Dinophyceae; Suessiales; Symbiodiniaceae.
AUGCUUGGCCGCCUCUGCUGUUUUGCAGGGGCCACGGCGGCGGUUGUUUCCAUAUGGCAGCGGCGUUCAGGGCGAAGUGCCCAUGCGGAACGGGAGGCCCCGCUCGCGGCUGGCGAGAUCUGCCCCGGAUGCCAUCAGCAGGUGCCUGACUUGAGGCGUCACAUGAAGCGCUGUUGCCCGGAGCAGCUUCCAGAGCGCGCCGUGGAUGAUCUGGAGGCCCGUCGUGCAGCGCGCAAGGCGGCGAGCGAGGAGGAUUGGAUCAGCGAGGAGGAGGUCCGGGAUGCUGCGCUGAAAUCUUUCGCGGCAGUCGAGGAUCCGCUCCUUCGACAAGCUCUGGAGCUGCGCUUCGGGGCAGACCAAGGCGGGCUCCGCCGAACGCCGGCGGAGGUUGCCGAAGCUCUUGGUGGCAAGUAUCGUGGAAAGCCCGAGGCAGCGCUGAAUUUGAUUCGCACAGCCUUGCGGAGCAUUCCGCUGGUGGCAGACGACCCAAAGGAUUUGGUCGUCAUCUAUGAGGAUGAGAGCCUCUUAGCCGUGUCGAAGCCUCCCUGCUUGCGCUGCACGCCUGUCCACAGAUUUGUGGGAAAGUCGCUGACGAGUCAAAUCCUGGGCUACUUCCAGUCCAAGGGCGAAGGCAAGCAGACCUCGCCCAUGAUGCUGCACCGUUUGGACCAGACCACAAGCGGGAUCGUUCUUUGUGCCAAGACGAAGGCGGCGGCUAAAGCUUGUGCUGAGCAGUGGCACGAGGACGACUGCAAGAAGGAGUACCUCGCCAUUGCGCUCGCUGGCGACCAAUGCCAGUUGCAGCAUGUGGGCGCGACCCUGGUGGUUGAUGCUCCAAUUGGGCCCGACCGGCAUUCGUGA